Molecule: messenger RNA, 2681 nt
Organism: Phyllotreta striolata
Lineage: Eukaryota; Metazoa; Arthropoda; Insecta; Coleoptera; Chrysomelidae
Source: the annotation of a GenBank genome assembly
UUCCAAUUCGGUCGGCGAUACCUAUAAAUAGAAAUUAAUGAACUCGAUUAGAAUUAUCGUAAAUUUAAAUUAUGAUUAGGAAUUAUCAGUUUGUAUUGGGUAAAUUGUAAAUAAGAUAUUACGGAUUUCUUUCUGUAUUUAGUCGAGUGUAUUUAGUGAUUUUCAUAUUGGUUGGUUGGUACAACUGACGUUUGUGAAAUUGACAUUGACUUUGACAUAUGACACCGAUAAGACAACAAUCGCUAACAUAUACGACCUUUGUUUUCAAUUAGAUCGGUCGAUUUAGGUUUUGUGUACUAGUUUUAAACGAUUAAUUAUGGAAAAUCCCGAGGAAAUAUUUCACAGUCUACAAGAAUUCUCCAAAAUGAAGCCGAAAGACAUUCCGCGCGAACUAGAAGAAUACCUUUGUUUUGUCGCCAAAACGGGCAACACAGUGUACCAAUGGGCAACAAUAAAGAGCCUUUUUCGCGAAAAACUCAUCAAUGUGAUCACGGAGUUUUACGAAUCCUGCUCUUCCAUGGACAUACCGCCUUGUCCCAACGUAGAAAUGUUCAAUUACGACAUGAUGAAGAAUUUCAUACUAGAAAAAUUAGACACGUUCGCCGCGGCCCCUUUCACCGUGCAAAGGAUCUGCGAAUUACUAACGACGCCUCGAAAGGAGUACAAUCGAAUAGACAAAUACAUGCGGGCGUUGGAGAAGAACAUUCUAGUGGUCAGCACGACCGAACCGGGCAGGAGAUCAACCGAGAACGGUGACGGUAUUUUGAACGGCGUGGAAUCCGAACAUCUGCCCGAAACCAGCAACUCUAGUCACGACAUAAACAUAGAAGAUAUGGACGAAAGCGCUUCGAAUUGGGUCAGGCACGAACCGGACCAAACCGCACCAGUUUUAUAUAAAAGUUUAGAAAACGAAGAACAGGCCAAGAAUGAUGUGGAGCCCGAGGCUUCGUCGAAAACCGAACAAGAAUCCAAACAAGAAAUACCAGAAGUACCGGAAGUAGCAUCUAACAGUAGCGAAGAAGAGAUAAAACCACAACCACAAGAGACCGUUAUUACAUGCACUAACGUGGAAGAAACGAUAGAAACCUUCGUAGCCGUUGAUACUCGAGAAUCAAACUAUCAAAAUCUAUCGGAAGAAAGCAGCAGCAAUAGCAGCGAUUCCUCCAGCUCAGCAUCUACCUCAGAUUCGAAAGAGAACACAGAAGAUAAAGAACCAGUCGAAACAUCUCGGCCGGUAAUCAAACCCACCGUUGUACGUCCAUCACAUCUAAUCACCUCAUCGUUAUUACAAUCUGUCAAUUUUCAGGCUAAAGAAGAGGAACAGAUCGAAACAGUGGAAGAAACACCUUUAGUUACCGUAGACGAUAAGCAACUGCCCGAAGAGCCGGUGCUGGAAAUCCAACGGGAAAUCGUCGAGGAAAUUCUGGGGAACUCGUCAGAUACCUUAAACGUAUCGGAAGUGAUAGCCGAGGUGAGUUCAGAAGCCGAGGAAAAAGCUGAUGAGAAACUCGACGAGGAAUCCAAUACAGCCGAAACGCCGGUUAUCGAAAGUGAAGUUCUACCGUCGCGGAAAGAAGAAGAAGAAGUAACCAAAUGCGGAAUUGUAGCGGAUAGUUUGGAAGUAGAAAGCGAGAAGAUAUUAGUUAAAGAGAAAUCGGAGGAAGAAGUAGAUCGACCUAAAGACGUUGUUAAAGACGAGGAGGAAGUUAAAUUGCCAGAAACUACUGUACCUAUGGAAGUGGAGGUGCAAGAUGCAGAUGAAAAGAAAGUCAAACCCGAAGAGUCGAGUUCGGCCGAAGAAACAUUCGCCAAAUUGAUGUGUACGUAUUAUUCGAGGGAUGGUUUUAGCGAAUAGAAUUUUUUUUGUACAUUGAUUUUUUACAGUACUCGUAUCUAAAAGUAAUUGAUGCUUGUUUAUGUUGAAUUUAUGUUAGUAAUAAUCAAUGUACGGAAAAAAACGUGCGUUUAAUUAAAUUGAAUUCUCGAGAUUGUGAUGAUUGUCCGAAAAUUCAACAAUUUACUGUGCGAGGUAAAGAUUACGGUGAUCUCUUAUUGUAUUUUUAAUUUCCAACUUCGCAUUUUCGCAAACUUGAAUUUCGUCGAUUAAGUAUUUUCUUUUCUAUUAGUCUUAAGUUCCUGUAUGUUGCAAGAUACGUGCAAAUGUUCGUUUUUAUUUAGAUCAAACUUUCUUUAGCAGUAACUGUAUCAACCAACAAAUUUCAUCUAAGGUCAUUAGAACAUAACUUAUUAUUGAUAACGCGUUUAAUUAAUUUUAUUUGUAUUCAGGUGCACUUCUAGAAAUACAUGAUUUUAUUAAUACAAGAAUAGUUUUAUUUCGUUUACUGCGCACCGAGGGAAACAGAGCCCAAGCAUCCGUGGUGCACUAAGAAAACUUACUGGUUCUCACCUUACAGAAGAAAUUAAACACCUUGUUUGGGUAAGUUUCUUUAAAUGUUAAUAAUCACUUCUAAAACUAGCCAAAGUGGUCACAACACUCGUAGAAAUGACCACAAACUCUUAUUACUCACAGAAAUAUGAUUAAUAUCUUGUAGAUUACUGACCAUAUUUAUUAGCAAAGAUUAGCUAGAGGAUGGCAUUUCAAAACUUUGUAGGAAAAAACAAUUUUUUCUUACCAAAAAUUAACAUAAAACAUUACGUACCUGAUUCCCUUUAACUUUGAU